GCUGUAUUAGCCGCAAAGGUUUCAAAUGUACUUGUAAGCGUUCUCAUGGGGGAUUCCGGAACCGAUUCUGUGUCCAUUUCUGGAGCUAAUUCUGCUUGCAAAGGCGAUUCACCAUCCGGAGCCAAAUUCGGAGUCGAUUCCAGCAUUGAAAUCCAAUCCGGAAUCAAUCCCGAACACGGUAGAUCCGAUUCCGAGAUCUCGACCACUCCGAUCCGAUCCGAUCGGCCUAUCAAAACAAACGCGAACAAAACUGACAAACGUUUAAAUAAAGCCGGCAGGCUUCACAUUUCGCGCCCUAAUCGUGCGAGACGCUAAACAGUGAAGCAUAUAUAUAUUUUUUGUAUUUCGUACAUUCCAAACAAGAUCACACAUAGCACGCUCACAAUGGCCACAGGCGACAAGGGCAACCCGGACAAGCAUCGUAACGUGGAGCUGAAGGCAAGGCUGGGCGGCGAGGAGGGCUACGAGCGUCGUGUCGCGAUCGCGAAGCAGCUGACCGGCGCGGACGGCACAGUGAUCACGCAGAGGGAUGUCUUCUUCCACGCCACUACCGGCCGGCUGAAGCUGCGCUACCUGGAGGACAAACCGUCCGAGCUCAUCAGCUACGACCGGUCGGACGUGGCCGGCCCGAAGCUGUCGCUCUACUCCAAGAUGGACGUCGCCGAACCGGCCCUGCUGGAGCAGAUCCUCGCCGAAACGGUCGGCGUGCGGGGGCGGCUAAACAAGCGGCGGCUCCUCUUCCUGCACGGCCAAACGCGCAUCCAUCUGGACGUGGUGGAAUCGUUGGGUCACUUCAUGGAGUUCGAGGUCGUGCUGGAGCCGGAGCAAACGCUCGCCCAGGGCCAGUCGAUAGUGGACGAAAUGAAGCGCUUGUUCGAGCUUUCGGAUGCGGAUCUAAUGACCGGUGCGUACAUUGACGAGCUGCUGAAAUAAAUGCUGGCUCGCUGGCUUCGCUGCACCCUCCCA
Messenger RNA from Anopheles coluzzii, 966 nucleotides. RefSeq lists its product as uncharacterized. The transcript has 2 exons. The coding region runs from base 385 to 933 and encodes 182 amino acids. The record is from RefSeq and is a predicted model, not a curated record. NCBI's taxonomy places the organism in Eukaryota, Metazoa, Arthropoda, Insecta, Diptera, Culicidae.